AUGUCGUCAACAGAAGAUGAAGACGAGAGGAACCGUCGAUCAAUUUAUCAACUUUCGAGAAACGACAAAGACAAGCCAUCGUCGGACUCCCCUGAUAUCGCAACCCUCUCGACCGGCCCGCGUCUGUGGUGGACUAUUUUGCUCUCGACGGGCGUUAAAUGGUUCAUUGACCAGGGUCACCAUGCAGAAGUGCCGCGCCGUGCAGAGCGCCUUAAGCCCCAAGGCCGCCCUCCCAAUAUCGGCUCCCGUGCGAGCUCAACCUCACAUCCAGCGCAGGAACAUACAGGAUGUCUUCAUUACCCGGACUGGAUCUCCAAUUAUAAAGGUGCAGGGCGGACGAGUGGCGCCAAUGGCAACGGAGGGAAGGGCGGCACUUUCGCUAACGUCGGAAUCGUCACUAGGUCGUCUCUCGGAGCACGUCAAGGAUGCACCGUUAUCGUCCCAUACCGGGAGGAGAUGACCAAACGACACCUAAAGGUUACUGGAGAUCUGGGCAGAGUCGUUUUCAUGGUAUGCAUGCGAAAUACUCCGAUUGGUAUAUACUAUUUGCUGAACGACAGUAACAGGAAUAUGACCUCCGCAACACCCAAUCGAUCGAGGAGAGCGAACUUCUCUUACGAGGAUAUCCACGUUGAAGGGACAGAACGAAUUGUGGAAUCUGUUGCCAAAUAUGACGUUGACCGAUACGUCCAUGUUUCCUCCUACAACGCUAGUCUUGACUCCCCUUCGGAAUUCUUCAGGACCAAGGCUCAGGGUGAAAACGUUGCAAGAUCUAUUUUUCCCGAGACUACUAUCGUCAGGCCAGCCCCGAUGUUCGGAUUUGAGGACAGGCUUCUGCACAGACUUGCCGGAGUUACCAACAUCUUCACUUCCAAUCACAUGCAGGAGCGAUACUGGCCAGUUCACGCUAUUGAUGUUGGUCGGGCUCUUGAAAUCAUGCUCAUGGAAGAAUGGACCACUGCCCAGACUUUCGAGCUCUACGGUCCCAAGAACUACUCUACCAAGGAGAUUUCUGAGCUUGUUGACCGUGAAAUCAUCAAGAAGCGCCGACACAUCAACGUUCCAAAGGCUAUCAUGAAGCCUGCUGCUUACUGGUUGAACAGACUCCUCUGGUGGCCCAUCACAUCUGCUGAUGAAGUUGAACGGGAAUUCAUUGACCAGCAAAUCGACCCAACCGCGAAGACCUUCAAGGACUUGGGAAUUGAACCGACUGAUCUCAACACCCUUACUUUCCACUACUUGGUAUGCACUUUAAAGCCGUCCGUACUCCUUGAGAUUCUUACUAACUUCUCAAUUACAGCUUGGAUACAGAAGCUCCCAGUACGCAGAUCUACCGCCAGCUACCGAGCGGGAGCUCAGGGAGGAGAGAAAAUACCUCCAUGUUCUGGACUCUCAAUAAACUGGUAUUAUACCAUAGUUCUUCUUGCAUUUUUAGAUCUUGUAUGUAUGUACACACAGUGUCUUUCUGACGCCCUCAAAUUUCUUUAUCUUGUACCUUGUACAUUCCAGUUAGUUCAUGCACGGGUCACAAAUGGCACCCCUCUAGUAGACUAUGGCUUCCAAGUCCCUACGUUCUUCCCUAAAUGCUCAUCUCCAUCCCGCCUGAGAACCAGUCAAUGGUCGCAGGCUAUCCACUACAAAUAUGGACCUAACUCGAAAGAACAGCAUCAUCAAGGCUUUCGCCUGUAUCGACAGCCGGCCUCUAGUACCUAUAUCUAG
Molecule: messenger RNA, 1719 nt
Organism: Trichophyton benhamiae CBS 112371
Lineage: Eukaryota; Fungi; Ascomycota; Eurotiomycetes; Onygenales; Arthrodermataceae
Exons: 6
Coding region: 1-1719 (572 amino acids)
Cellular component (GO): mitochondrion
Molecular function (GO): protein-containing complex binding
Source: RefSeq, a predicted model, not a curated record